AAAAAUUGAUUAAUAUUGAAAUAAAAAUUGUAUGACAAUAAUUUUUUUAUUAAUAAAAAAUCGAUUCAUAAACUUUUUGAAAAUGAAAAUCUCAAUUAUACUUAAUAUUCAAGUGUACUUGUAUAUAUUUAUCACUUUUUGGAAUACUGAAGGAACACCUCAUAAAAAAGCACACGUCGAUAUAAUAACGAAGUUACUACAUCAACCCGGAUGGAAAAAUAUAAAUGAUGUCGAGUAUAUUAUUUACAGGCGCAAUGUGUUUACAUUGAACGAUGUGAUUAAUAAACCUGUAACAUUAAAUAACUGUGACAAUAUUAUACGUAAUGCUACAAUAUUCCUUGGAUGUUCUUACGCUAAUGAUUUACAUACAAUAUUCUAUACAUUUUACAAUUUUCAAGAAUAUUGUUUCAUGCUACUUAAUUCUGGUAAAAUUAGUGCACACAAUUGUACAGUCAAAAUUUUAGAAAAAAUGAUUGAAUUUGUCACGCUGGCAAAAUUUAUGAAAGGAGCAUUAUAAUGUAUAGAAAAAUAUCACAAAAGCCCUUUGAACACCCUAAUAAACAAUCUAUUUCCUUUAAAUAAAGUUCUUACAAAUUUACAGAAAAAUGAAUCGUUGAAGAAAUUGAUUAUAUUGGAAAACAAUAAGGAGUCAAUUAAAACUGCGUUAAUAACUAUCACGAAUAUUUUACAAAAAAACGAUUAUGUACUCAAAAAAAAAUUAUCAUUAUGUAAAAUAAAACAAAUAGAUUUGAGUUCUUUGUGGAAUUUUUGGAUAAACGAAUUUGUAACACUGAACAGUCAAAGAAAAGACGAAGAACUUAUCAUUUUUCUAAGUGAUAAAAUGAGCAAUUUAUUUCAAAGGAUAAUCUGGAAUAAGUAUGAUACACUUGGAUUUAAGUAUGAUUCGAACACAAGUGAAACAUUUUUACCUGCCCUAUCUCCAACGAAUGACAAGCAAGAUAUCGCAGAAAAUUCUUCUAAAAAUUUGAUACAACACACCAAUGAAGAAGAUUUGUUAGAAAAUGUACAACUAGAAUAUAUCGCAGAGAAUUCUUCUAAAAAUAUGAUACAACCCACCAAUGAAGAAUAUUUUAUGGAAAAUGUAGAACAAGAAUAUAUUGCACAAAGUCCUUCUAUAAGUUUAAUAAGAAAUAACAAUGAUAUAGAUGAUCUUGAAGUAAUGCUUCAAGAAUGUAUAAAUUGUAUUAUCUAUUACUGAAUUUUUAUUAUUAGUAUAAUUAACUUUUAGUUAAACUAACAAACAAAUACAUUUUUUUUUUUUGAUUAUACACUAUUUAAAUUAAAUUUUAAUUUAAUAUGUGAUAAAAUGUCAUUGAAUAGAAUAUGGGUAAGUUAUGUGGAUUAAAGAGUAUUAAUAAUUUUGAACCAUAACUAAUUACUUAAAUGAAAUUUAUUUUAAGUAGCUAAAUAAG
Molecule: messenger RNA, 1433 nt
Organism: Daktulosphaira vitifoliae (grape phylloxera)
Lineage: Eukaryota; Metazoa; Arthropoda; Insecta; Hemiptera; Phylloxeridae
Exons: 4
Coding region: 842-1219 (125 amino acids)
Source: RefSeq, a predicted model, not a curated record